This is a messenger RNA of Verticillium dahliae VdLs.17, 573 nucleotides long. Its product is annotated as isochorismatase hydrolase. The transcript is spliced from 2 exons. The record is from RefSeq and is a predicted model, not a curated record. The coding region runs from base 1 to 573 and encodes 190 amino acids. Lineage: Eukaryota; Fungi; Ascomycota; Sordariomycetes; Glomerellales; Plectosphaerellaceae.
AUGUCCUCAUUCCGCUCCAUGCUCGGCGUGCCGCCGUCCACGGCCUCCACCCAGGACAGUGUCCUCGUCAUCAUCGACGCCCAGGGCGAAUACGCCGAGGGCAAGCUCAAGAUUUCCAACAUUGAGGCGUCGCGCCCCAACAUCUCUUCCCUGCUGGAGAAGUACCGCGCCGCCAACGCGCCCAUCGUCCACGUCGUCCACGAGACGCCCGCCGGCGCCCCUCUCUUCACGCAGGGCACGAAGCUCGCUGAGAUCUUCGACGAGCUCACGCCCAAGGAAGGCGAGGCUGUCGUGACGAAGCACCACCCCGGUUCAUUCGCCGACACCAACCUUCAGGAGAUCCUGGAGAAGUCCGGCAAGAAGAAGAUUGUGCUCGUCGGGUACAUGGCUCACGUCUGCGUCUCGACGACGGCCAGGCAGGGCGCGCAGAGGGGCUGGGAUGUCAUCGUUGCCGAGGACGCUGUCGGUGACAGGGACAUUCCCGGCGUGGAUGCUGCGCAGCUUGUGAAGGUUGCUCUGGCUGAGAUUGCUGAUGUCUUUGGCACUCUUGUCUCGAGCAAGGAUAUCAACUAG